GCCUCGCGCCCCUUGCCCCGCGCCAUGACCGCGGCCGCCGCCUCCAACUGGGGGCUGAUCAUGAACAUAGUGAACAGCAUAGUGGGGGUCAGUGUGCUCACCAUGCCCUUCUGCUUCAAACAGUGUGGCAUCGUCCUGGGGGCCCUGCUCCUGGCUUUCUGCUCUUGGAUGACGCACCAGUCCUGCAUGUUCUUGGUGAAAGCCGCCAGCCUGAGCAAGCGGAGGACCUACGCGGGCCUGGCGUUUCACGCCUACGGAAAAGCGGGGAAGAUGCUGGUGGAGACCAGCAUGAUUGGGCUGAUGUUGGGGACCUGCAUUGCCUUCUACGUCGUCAUUGGUGACCUGGGGUCCACCUUCUUUGCUCGGCUGUUUGGGUUUCAGGUGACCAGCACCUUCCGCGUGCUCCUGCUCUUCGUGGUGUCUCUGUGCAUCGUGCUGCCGCUGAGCCUGCAGCGGAACAUGAUGGCCUCCAUCCAGUCCUUCAGCGCCAUGGCCCUCCUCUUCUAUGCCGCGUUCAUGUUCCUGAUCCUGCUGUCCUCGCUCAAGCAUGGCCUCUUCGGCGGGCAGUGGCUGCGGCGGGUCAGCUACGUCCGCUGGGAGGGCGUCUUCCGCUGCAUCCCCAUCUUCGGCAUGUCCUUUGCCUGCCAGUCUCAGGUCCUGCCCACCUACGACAGCCUGGACGAGCCAGCGGUCAAGACCAUGAGCUCCAUCUUCGCCUCCGCCCUCAACGUGGUCACCACCUUCUAUGUCAUGGUGGGGUUCUUCGGCUACGUGAGCUUCACUGAGGCCAUCGCCGGCAACGUGCUGACGCACUUCCCCUCCAACCUGGUGACCCAGAUGGUCCGCGCCGGCUUCAUGAUGUCGGUGGCCGUGGGCUUCCCCAUGAUGAUCCUGCCCUGCAGACAGGCCUUGAACACGCUGCUAUUCGAGCAGCAGCAGAAAGAUGGGACCUUCGCUGCCGGAGGCUACAUGCCGCCCCUGCGGUUCAAGGCGCUCACCCUCUCUGUCGUGUUUGGGACCAUGGUUGGUGGGAUCAUGAUCCCCAACGUGGAGACGAUCCUGGGCCUCACAGGCGCAACCAUGGGGAGCCUCAUCUGCUUCAUCUGCCCGGCUCUGAUCUACAAAAAAGUCCACAAGAACACGCUCUUCUCCCAGGUGGUGCUCUGGGUCGGCCUGGGCAUCCUGGUGGUCAGCACACUUACCACCUUGUCCGUAAGUGAGGAGACCCCUGCGGACUUGGACUGGGCAAAGGAAGCCCCUGGCGGUCAGCUCGCAGAGGCCAAGGGCGCAAUGAAGGUGGAAGCGGCCCAGCUCCCAGGCCAGGAUCCGGCCGUGGCCGUGGCCGUGGAUGGCCGAAAUAAGCCAAAGCUGCCACGUGAGAAGGACGAGGUGGAGCAGGCCCAGAUUAAGGGCCCAGUGGACGUGCCCCCAAGGGAGGACACCAAGGAGAAGCAGGAGGAAGUGCAGCUGGAUCGGCCCGGACAAGGUGUGGCGGUACCCGUGGGAGAGGCCCACCGCCACGAGCCCCCCGUCCCUCACGACAGGGUGGUGGUGGAUGAAGGUCAGGACCGAGAAGUAUUGGGCAAAGAACAUUCGUCCCAACAGGUGGAUGAAAAGGCUCCUGGGGGCAAGGGUCAAAGGGCGCCGGAUUCAGAGCGAGAGAGACGUGGACAGGCCCAGGACUUGGAGGCAAUGGGGGGUCUCCCUGAAGACCCCCGGAAGGCCCCAGAAGGAAAUGGUCAGCCAGCUGCGGAGCCUGCGGAGGAGGAACCAGUUGGCAGGGGUCUGCGCCCAGGGCCCCGGGCCGUGAUCCCUGAGGGGCAGGGCGCCCUGGGGGCAGGUGCCGGGGGUCCAGCCGAAGGCGUCCCGAUACCGGACCACGACCACGCUGCAGGGGCCGCAGGGAAGCCAGCCCCCGGGGCCAGGCAGCUGGCGGAGCCUCGAGGACAGAGGAGCCCGGAGGGCCAGGCCGGGGACCUUGUGGAGGGCCAGGCCGGAGACCACGCCGGCAGCAGGUUGGAAGAAGCCGGCAGGGUGGAGAGGCUGGACCACGCCGUCCUGCUGCAGGUGAUCAAGGAGCAGCAGGUGCAGCAAAAGCGCCUCCUGGACCAGCAGGAGAAGCUGCUGGCAGUGAUCGAGGAGCAGCACAAGGAGAUCCACCAGCAGAGGCAGGACGGCGAGGAAGUGGAUGUGCAGCCCGAGCCUGGGGUGGCCGCACCCAGGAGUAAGGAGCAGGCCCAGGAUGGGGGGACCGUGACGCAUGCACCCCUGCAGCCUUUGGAACCUGAGCUCAGGGCUCCGGGGCAGCCCCCAGCGCUGCCCCAGGGACACAGCCAGCACUCCCUAGAGGAGGCUAAGGGGGCCCCAGGCAGAGUCCCCGCAGGCCGUCCAGGUGGUGUUGGCACCGAGCCCCGGGCAGCGCAAACUGAGCGCAGGGGAGACCGGAAGGGCGCUGAGCCUGUGGCUGGGGUGCAGGAGCAGGCCCCAGAGCCAGACCUCGCCGGGGCACCCGGGAGCCCAGAGAAGCAUGAUGCUGUGGGCCUCCCUGGGCAGAGUCCGGACAUUCCUGGUGGAGGCUCUCAGGAGAGGAACAAAUCCCGUAAGGAGGCUGCAGCCGCUGGGGCCAAUGUUCAGGAGGUGGCAGUCGCACUAGGAGAGGGGGCAGAGGCUGGGGACCCUCCCAUGAAGCCCCAGCAGGUGAUCCGAGACCAGAGGCCUGCAGGCCUGUCCAGCAGGUCGGGAGGAGCAGCCCCUCCGGCCCAGGCUGUGCUACAUCAGCCGGAACAGCCUGCCGUCUCUGCCAGGGCUCAGGGAGGGCACCCAGAGGCAAGAAAGGAGGCCCUUGAUGGGGACCACGCGGGCAGGGACCAUGUGCCUACUCCCGGGGAGGACACUGCCAUCCGAGAGCCUGGGCAGAGGCCAGACCCUGAGCUUGGGCCCAAACAGGCCAUGCCUGGGGCUCAGAAGCCAGACAAUGCCAAACCGAACCGAGACCUGAAAGUUCAGGUUGGUGCCGACCUCAGGAGGAAACGGCGGGACGUGGCUCACGCAGAUGGGAGGCCGGCCCCCAAUGAGGGGUUCAUCAUCAGCUUCAACCCCCUGUCCGACGUGCAGGUCAACGACCUCCGCAGCGCCCUGGACACCCAGCUUCGCCAGGCCGCUGGGGGCGCUCUGCGGGUGGUCCACAGCCGCCAGAUCCAACAGGCGCCUGGGGCCCUGGAGGAGGCCUGAGCACCGGCAAGUGGCUGCCCCCUUCCUGGUCAGUUGGUCUCACCCGGCCGUGGCUGGGCCACCACCGACCCUGGAGCACAGUGGGCGCCGCGUUCUGGAUGUCACGGUCCAGGGCGGCGUCUCAGAGCUCCGUCUCACUGUGCGGCCUUCCCGAGUGGGCUCUGCCAUCAUGGACACAGAUCUUACCUCACUGUGGCCACCUGCUGGACUCCUUGGGACCACCACUCUGUGUUCUGAGACAGGGUCCCGUGCCCAGUGUGCUCCAGCACAGGCUGCCGGGACCAGCCCUGGCCACAGACCUCGUCUAUCUGAACUUGACCUGUCUCAUGUUGAGUGUUGUAGAAAAUCUUAAUAAACGUUCUGCCUUGACCUUG
Molecule: messenger RNA, 3605 nt
Organism: Molossus molossus (Pallas's mastiff bat)
Lineage: Eukaryota; Metazoa; Chordata; Mammalia; Chiroptera; Molossidae
Gene: SLC38A10
Product: solute carrier family 38 member 10
Exons: 16
Coding region: 25-3231 (1068 amino acids)
Biological process (GO): amino acid transmembrane transport
Molecular function (GO): amino acid transmembrane transporter activity
Source: RefSeq, a predicted model, not a curated record